Messenger RNA from Anneissia japonica, 1949 nucleotides. RefSeq lists its product as uncharacterized. NCBI's taxonomy places the organism in Eukaryota, Metazoa, Echinodermata, Crinoidea, Comatulida, Comatulidae. The coding region runs from base 659 to 1438 and encodes 259 amino acids. The record is from RefSeq and is a predicted model, not a curated record. The transcript has 2 exons.
GACCUAGGCCGAGUUGGUUAUGAGGUGUGAUGAUUACGAAAACUUAUCGCGGAAGAUUCUCCAUGGGAUGUCAAAAUAGCCGCUUUGAUCUUUGUAGUCUUUUUAGUCCAGUCGUUGGAAAUACCUAUGAUGACCUUCCAAGGAGUCGCCGAACAAUAAAAUUCUAAGAAAGACCGUAAUCUUUCAAAAGUAGCCGCAAAACUGUAAAACAGCUGCCGAACGAUAAAGUCGCCUAACUUAAAAGUUGCUGUCGAAUGUUAAAUCCGCCGAAAAUAAUGGGUUGCCAAAUAAAAAAGUCGCCGCCGAAUGAAAUAGUCGCCGAAACUUGAAGGUCGCCUAAUAAAAAAGUAGCCACCGAAUAUAAAAGUCGCCGAGGAUGACAGUCCCGGCGUUCCAUAGAAAACAGGAGCUUUUUUGGCACUGCGGCAGUGCCGAUAGAAGACAGGAGCUUUUAUCCGCACUGCGGCAGUGCCGAUAGCCACUACCAAAAAGGCAUUGGGCAUAUUGAGAACGGGCUGUAAUUCGUUAUUAAAAACUAAUCUUUUAAGGAAAGUUCUUCAAAGAGGAUAUUCACCAUUUGAAAGAUGUGUUUCACAUUCCAGAUCAAGUUAAAUGUAGAAACAACUCGAAAAUUGAAGGAAUUGAAGCACUCGGUAUAAUGUUGCAACGAUAUGCAUAUCCUUGCCGAUAUGUUGACAUGAUUAAAACUUUUGCUAGGCCCGUACCCCAGCUUUGUUUAAUAACUGGUCAGAUGACAAACCACAUAUACAAUAUGUUUAGUAGACUUCUAACAGACCUUGAUCAACCAUGGCUUUCACCAGUCAAUCUUGAAAAGUAUGCCCAAGCAGUGUUUGAAAAGGGAGCUCCCCUUAAAAAUUGCUGGGGCUUCAUUGAUGGAACCAUUAGGCCAGUGUGCAGACCUCAAGAAAAUCAACAGGUUCUGUUUAAUGGUCAUAAAAGGCUACAUUCUAUAAAGUUUCAGUCUCUGGUGGCAGCAAACGGCAUGAUUGCCAACAUGUACGGUCCUAUUGAAGGGAGACGGCAUGACAAUUUUAUGCUGCGUGAGUCAGGCUUACUGGAUCAAUUGCAAAUGUCUGUUGAUACAAACAAUGAAAUCAUGUGUAUUUACGGGGACCCAGCAUAUCCUAUAAGACCUCAACUUCAAGCACCAUUUAAAGGCAACCUAUCACCAAUAGAACAGGACUACAAUAAGGCAAUGAGUGAAGUGCGUGUUUCUGUGGAAUGGUUAUUUGGGGACAUAUUAAAUUACUUUAAAUUCACUGAUUUUAAAAAAUCACAAAAAGUUGGAAUGAGUGCUGUGGGGAAAAUGUAUCUUGUUUCUGCUUUACUGCAAAAUGCACACACAUGCCUAUACAGAAACACAACAUGUAAUUACCUUGAACUCUGUCCUCCCAAGUUAUAUGAUUAUUUUCAGUGAAUUUUGUUUGUUGGUGUGUUGACACAAUAAAAGUGGAUAUCAGAUAUAAAUACAAAUCUCUUUUUAUUCAAUACUGUUCUUCCGUACUAUUCCAGGUUUGAAUGUCAAAACCAAAGUAAAAUACAGUAUAAAAACCAGCUGUGAAAAAUUCACAACAGAAUAGCCUACAUUAUUUACAUUUAAAGUGAGGCCAAACAACAAAGGUUUGCAUUAAUGUUAACAUGACUAAACAUAUACAACAUCAAAGGUCAACAUUUUUAUUCAUAUUUUAGAAUCUUUUUUUUUAAAAUUCUACUGUAUUUUUUUUUACGUAUUUUUUUUAAUGUAGACAUGUCCAAGCAGUCGAAAACAUAAUACUGUACUGUACUCGCAAGACCAACAGCCUGUUCAACUCAAGAGCCAGAUGAAAAUUGAAAAUACCUGUCCACUUAUUUGAUAGCUAGAUAUUACUUCUCCUUAAUCAACAACAACUGCAUGAGCAUGUUCAUUUGGGUGCUCUGUAACUUUAACU